Messenger RNA from Zootermopsis nevadensis, 1868 nucleotides. RefSeq lists its product as uncharacterized. Gene Ontology annotation, cellular component: U4/U6 x U5 tri-snRNP complex. The record is from RefSeq and is a predicted model, not a curated record. Gene Ontology annotation, molecular function: protein binding; U4 snRNA binding; U6 snRNA binding. Gene Ontology annotation, biological process: mRNA splicing, via spliceosome. NCBI's taxonomy places the organism in Eukaryota, Metazoa, Arthropoda, Insecta, Blattodea, Termopsidae.
AAUUGGUCUAUGAAGCUGAUUUUUAUUCCUUGUGUUGACACGGUGUAUAGCAGAAUUAGUUUGAAAAUGUUCUUGGUUAUUUACAAUAAAGUUCAUUAACGAGAAUAUGUAUUCACAUGGAAGAGCUAAGAUUUCUAAUCUCUUAAACAGACUUCUACACGUUCUAAGGUUAGAAUUGGAGGAAGAAUAAAUAGUCCUAUGUUGCCUAGCAACCAGACACUCUAGAAAAUGGUGGUCUGCCUUUAUAUGAAAUAAAUAUUCAUGUGAUGGCCCACAGUCAAACUUCACAAUGAAGAUGUAACCUGCAAUGGAGUAGUGAAUAAUUUGUCAUACAUUAAGAUUCUAUAUGGAAUAAUAACGUAACAUAAUGAAGUUACUUUAAUGAAUGAUUUUUAUAGAAAGGGUGUUUGUAUUGAAAACUCCAACUAUGAGACUUAAAAGAUUUUUACUACGAUACUUUCCUCCAGGGAUUGCCUUGGAAUACAUCCAAGGGGGAAAAACAAAAACAAAGAUGUUAGGUCUUUCAAGCCUUUCAACGAGGACCAAUGUCAACGAACUGGCUGCAACUAUAGCAGCUGAUGAGCCUCUGGUUACUCCUAGUGUGGUACCUCAACUUGUUGAGUCACUCUGUAAGCUCCAAACAAAGCUCAGUGACGCCAGUAACCACUGGUUUCAUAAUUCUAAGACUCUCAAGACACAUCUGCUGCCUCUUACUAAUGUUGCAUUUGAUAAGCAAGGCAAACGUUGUCUCACUGGGAGUUAUGAUCGUACUUGCAAAGUAUGGGAUACUGACUCUGGCAAAGAACUCUGCACCUUAAAGGGUCACAAAAAUGUAGUUUAUGCUGUAACAUUCAACAGCCCAUUUGACGACAAGAUACUGACAGGCUCCUUCGAUAAGACUGCUUGCCUGUGGUCUGCGGAGACUGGCGAAUGUUACAGCACAUUGUGGGGCCACACUGCAGAGGUGGUCGCAGUCCAGUUCAAUCUCCAGUGUCAUCUGGUGGGCACCAGUUCCAUGGAUUCAACUGCCAAACUUUUUAAUAUUGCUACAGGACAAGAAGUAGCAACAUUACAUGGGCAUACAGGAGAAGUAAUUGCACUCAAGUUCUCUGAUGAUGGCAAUCAGAUAAUCACCGGUUCAUUUGAUCAUUCUAUCGGCGUCUGGGACACCCGCACAGCAAAAAGAGUAGGUAUUCUUAAUGGUCACUUACAAGAAAUAAGCAACUGCUUGUUUAACCAUGACGGCAGCCUUAUAGCUAGCAGUUCAAUGGACAAAACGGCGAAAGUGUGGGAUCAACGUACAUUCUCCAGUUUGGCUACCAUUACGGGACAUAACGACGAGGUUCUAGAUAUUGCAUUUGAUUAUAAGGGUCAUCAGCUAGCAACAGCAAGUACUGACGCUACUGCAUGCAUAUGGGAUGUUCACUCAGACUUCAAGCUGUUGGCUAAAAUGAAGGGUCACAAGGAGGAGGUUUCAAAGGUAUGUUUCAGUCCUGCGGGAGCUCGGCUUCUGACUGCAUCGCUAGACAGAACAGCUCGUCUGUGGAAUGCAGACACUGGGAACUGUAUCCAGAUACUCGAUGGACAUACAGAUGAUGUAUUUUCAUGUGCAUUUAGUUACAAUGGAGAUAUUAUCAUCACAGCUUCCAAGGAUAACACGUGCAAAAUAUGGAGAUGAGCCGUGCAAGGUUCACCCAGAUCUCUGACAGCAAAAAUUACCGCAGUUAUGCUCCACAGAUCACAAUAUUGGGUCAUUUACUGCAAUAAAUCUGUUAAAGACAAAUGUUAACUUAUGACAUUGUAUUCCAAUCAAUGUAAAAUAAUUUAUCAAUCAUACUGUAAUAUAUGUCAGAAAUGAAAAAUUCAAA